Messenger RNA from Metopolophium dirhodum (rose-grain aphid), 2320 nucleotides. RefSeq names its product crossover junction endonuclease MUS81 (gene mus81). Gene Ontology annotation, cellular component: nucleus; Holliday junction resolvase complex. NCBI's taxonomy places the organism in Eukaryota, Metazoa, Arthropoda, Insecta, Hemiptera, Aphididae. The transcript has 7 exons. The record is from RefSeq and is a predicted model, not a curated record. Gene Ontology annotation, biological process: double-strand break repair via break-induced replication; DNA catabolic process; resolution of meiotic recombination intermediates. Gene Ontology annotation, molecular function: 3'-flap endonuclease activity; DNA binding; crossover junction DNA endonuclease activity. The coding region runs from base 862 to 2160 and encodes 432 amino acids.
CGAAUUAAAAAAAUUAAUUCGAUUUUUCGGUAUAUUCUUUUUUUUUUUUUUGAAAGUAGGAAAACUUAUGAGAAAUCUUGUUUUAAUUUUUCUAUCCUUAGCUAUAAAAAUUGAACAUUUUAUACAUUUUUAAGUAGAAAAUAAUUUAAAAUUUUCGUAAUUUUGACGAAUUUAGGGUCAUUAAAAUUACUGUCGAUUUAUACGUUCAAAUUUUUUUUUAAUUUUCACUAACAGCUCGAAGAACUUUGUAUUAAAGUAUUUUGACAAAAAAAUUUUCUAUCGACAAUAAUUAUAAAAAUUACGGAUAAAAAUUGAAAUUUUUGUAUGCCUAUAAAUAGUUCAAAAAGAGUCAACAAUAAACAUCUUUUGAAAAUUGUUUGGUGCAUAGAAAAUACUAAUAUAAACAUUCAGUGAAAUCUAGAAAUUGUUUAGAAAGCAUGAACUUCUAAGAAGUUCUUAGAUCAUGAUGGAAAUUAGAGUAAUAACAAAAAAAAACAUAAUAUUAUAUAAUACGGAAUUACGGUUGGUACACCGUAUGUAGCGGUUAUCAAUUAUCAAGUUUUUUAUUUAUACUAGUUGUUUAUCUAUUCUGUGUUAGGUUUUUGACAAGACCUAUGAGGCUAUGACCAAUGGGAAAUUAUCAUAGGGCAAGAUAUGCGUUUUCUCAAAUUAUAUUUUUGAAAUUUUCUCUUGUAAAUUGCGGUAUUUUUCCAAUUACUUUUCUACAUAAUAUUUUCGUUUUUGUGUCCUCAUUAUUGCACCAUAAUGUAUAAUAAUAUGCUGAUUAUUGUUUAUUUAUUCUAAUACAAUUUCCGUUCGUUCCUAGUAAGUCUUUUAACUUUUGACUUGUUAUUAUUUAAAAUGUCACAGAAGGCAGCUAAAAGCAAAACCCGCCAAUCACCUAAUCCAUUGUUUGAAAAAUGGAUUUCAGAAUGGUUAAAAGAAGCUACUGAAAAAGGUCUUGAAGUCCGCCAUGGUUAUCAACGCGCAUUGAGUUCAUUGCGAAAAUGUCCAUUGCCAUUUAAAAGCGGAAAAGAAUGUUUAAUUCUAAAAUUUUUUGGUCCAAAAUUAUGUGCCAGAUUAGACAAGCAGCUUGAACAACAUAAUAAAAUAUCUUCAGGUUCAGAUGAAGGUAUUACGGCUGACAUUUCUAAAAAUACAAAACUUGUCAAUGUCUUACAACCCUCAACAAGUAAUCAAAGUCAGAAUUCAAUAAUAUCGCUGACUCACAAUGAUUUGCCUAAAAACAAUCCUACCAUUGCAGAGAAAGAAAAGAUUGUUUUGUGGCCAAAUGAAUUUACUGUCAUGUUGCUCAUUGAUACGGGCGAAUCAAGUAGUUUACGGUAUGUGCCUUGUGUAUAUUUUAGAAACAAUAUGUUUCAUUUAUUGGUACUUUUUUAUAAUAGUAAAACCAACGUGGACAAAGUAAUUUCUGAAUUGUCAUCUUUAAAUGUGACUUUCGAAAUGAGACGGUUGAGUGUCGGAGAUUUUGCUUGGAUUUGUUGUGACAGAAGUGGAAAAGAACUUAUGUUACCAUAUAUACUAGAACGAAAACGAUUAGAUGAUCUAUCAGGUAGCAUUCAGGAUGGCCGUUUUCAUGAGCAGAAAUUUAGAUUAAAACAAUGUGGACUUGAAAACAAAAUCUAUCUAGUUGAGAAUGAAAAAAAAUAUCAUGGAUUACCAAUAUCUCAUUUACAACAAGCAUUGGCAAACACGGAGGUCAUAGAUGGAUUUACAAUUGUAAGAACAGAAAAUCAUUUGGAAUCUAUGAAAUAUAUUGCCAACUUCUCUAAUAUACUUACAAAUAUGUUCAAGGACAAAAUGCUUACAACUCAUAUUGAUGAAGUAGAUUCGGGUUAUGGAAACUCUUCAAAUGUAGUAAAACUCAUAUCUUUUAAAACUUUUUCGUCAGGUUCUGCAAAAAAUAAGAACAUGACUGUACGAGAUAUGCUGAUUCGGCAAUUACUUCAGAUCCGAGGAUUGUCUGUUCAUAAAGCAUUUGCAAUUGUUGAGCAAUACCCUAGUCCAAAAUUACUUGUUAAUGCAUUUAGAAGAUCAGAUAAUCCAUUAUUAUUGGCAAAUAUAUCCUAUGGUAUACCAAUCAAAACUGUUGGGCCAGCCGUCAGCAAGACAUUGUUUCAAAUAUACUCUGCAAAAUAAUGAUAACCGUGUGUAAAUUAUAAUAUAUAUGUAAAGCUAAAUAAUGAAAUAAUGAAUACUUGUUAGGUAAACGUUAUUGUGAAAAUGAAUUAUAGUCAUAAAAAUAAAUAUGUGUUACGUUUAUAUUUAAAAUAUAGUAUUAUAUUUAUAUUUUUGAUGA